AACAAAAUAAAAAAUGUUCAGAAUUGACAAAUCUAAACCCUAAAAAAGAUCUUCAUCACCCUCAACAAAAUCCCAGCUGAAAAAAAAAACCCUAAUCUCCAUCUGAUAUAAUGAUCCUAUAACAUUCACAAUUCUUCCCUUCUGCAAAUCCCAAAUUUCCAUAAUUUUGAACUGAAUCAAUGUCUCAAGAUGGAGCAACAGCCAUGGAUUGGAAGAAGGAUGGUCAAUCAACAAACCCUACCGGCAACGGAAUCGGGAAUUGUAUUCGAAAUGGAUCAAACGGCGUUGUUUACCCACCGUACGCUUCUCACCGGCUGCGAUUGAAUCCUAGCGUUGAUCACAAACCAGAUAACUAUGAUGACCUUCAAUUGGAUUUCAGUCCGUUGUUGUUUAGUUCCCUUGAACGUUAUCUUCCGCCUGCUCUUCUCAACUCAUCACGUGACCAGAAGGUUCAUUAUAUGCGUGAAAUUCUCCUCCGUUACUUUCCUGAAGGCGAACGCACUCGUGUCCAGAAGCAUAGAGAAUACCGACAGAAGAUUAUAUCAAACUAUCAGCCUCUACACAGGGAAUUAUAUACGAUGCAUGCUCAAAAUUUCUUUGUGCCAUCAUUUCUCAAGGCAGUUAGUGAGAACUCAGAGGAAAGUUUCAGGAACAUAAUGUCUGAACCCUCUCCUGGAGUUUUUACGUUCGAAAUGCUUCAACCACGAUUUUGUGAGAUGUUGUUGGCAGAGGUAGAAAACUUUGAGAGGUGGGUCCGUGAGACGAAAUUCAGAAUAAUGCGUCCCAAUACGAUGAACAGAUUUGGUGCCGUUCUUGAUGACUUUGGCCUUGACGCCAUGCUGGAGAAGUUGAUGGAAGAUUUCAUUCGUCCCAUUUCAAGAGUUUUCUUUACUGAAGUUGGUGGAUCCACACUUGAUUCCCAUCAUGGCUUUGUUGUUGAGUAUGGAAUGGAUAGAGACGUUGACUUGGGUUUCCAUGUCGAUGAUUCAGAAGUGACUUUAAAUGUGUGCUUGGGUAAGCAAUUCUCGGGUGGAGAGCUGUUCUUCCGUGGAGUGCGGUGUGAGAAGCAUGUGAAUGUUGAAACACAACCAGAGGAAAUCUUCGAUUAUGCCCAUGCCAUGGGGCGUGCAGUGCUGCACCGUGGUCGCCAUCGCCAUGGUGCUAGGGCAACAACAUCAGGGCAGAGGAUCAAUUUGUUGUUGUGGUGCAGAAGUUCUGUCUUUAGAGAGAUAAGGAAGCACCAGAAGGACACCUCCAGCUGGUGUGCAGAGUGCCAGCGCAAUAAGAAGGAAAGGCAACGGCAGGCUAUUGCUGCUACUAAAUUGGAGCUACUGAAAAGAGGAGCAACUGCUAUAUAACUAUUCAUUCUGUUUUACUUCUAUAUAUCCUCUUCUGGACUUUGCCCCCAUGUAAUAUAUAGCUGAAACCCUCAUAUUCAAGGCAGAUGCACUUUCUUGUUCGAUAUAAUAUUAAAGGGUGUUGUUCGUGUUACUGAAAUAGCUAUACAUGUAAAUCGAGUAGGUACCUCCUAUUUGUGUAACUGAGAUGGUAUCAGUACAAAAGGAGCGAUCGUGUAAACAUUGUUUUGCAGUCAUGUUUGUUAAUGGAGGCAAUUUCUUUCUCA
Solanum stenotomum is the source of this 1624-nucleotide messenger RNA. RefSeq names its product 2-oxoglutarate and iron-dependent oxygenase domain-containing protein CP2-like. The transcript has 9 exons. Lineage: Eukaryota; Viridiplantae; Streptophyta; Magnoliopsida; Solanales; Solanaceae. The record is from RefSeq and is a predicted model, not a curated record. Bases 180 to 1358 code for a protein of 392 amino acids. Gene Ontology annotation, molecular function: oxidoreductase activity, acting on paired donors, with incorporation or reduction of molecular oxygen; L-ascorbic acid binding; iron ion binding.